AUGGCCGCCGGCGGUCGCGGAACCCACGACGACGACGACGACGCGAUCAUGGCCGACGCGGGAGACGGCGCGCCGCCUUCAACGGCCGAUGCGGCACAGGACACCACGCAGCCGCAACAACAGAGCGAAGGCGCGCGACAAGGCUCAGCGCCCACGCAGCAAGAGGGCGACGACGCAUCAGCCGCGACGCAACGGCACCAGGCCGAAGGACCAUCACAGCCACAGCAACAACAAGAGCAACAGCCAGACUCGCCGCCGCUGCCCGCGCGGCACGCCCCCGUGGCGCCCGGCCCGCGCGCCUCGCGCCUGGGCGACAUCUACGCGCAGGCGCUCGACCACACGCUGCGCCGGCUCGCCGCCUGGGACAGCUUCGCGGGCUGCUACCCGACGGUGGCGGCGCGGGCCGAGCCCGUGCUGCGCCAGGUGCAGGGCCAGAUGGUGGACAAGAUGCGCGAGAAGUGCGAGAAGGAAUUCGACAACAUCCUCGCCGCGAGGCACGUCGUCCCCCGCCUCAACGAGCUCGAGAGCCUCAUCGCCGACGCCUCCUCGCGCCGCGCCUCGUCCUCCCGCAACGACCCCCAGCCCACCCCGCCUCACCUCCUCCCCCCCGACGCCAUCCUCUCCGCGCACCUCUCCCCCGCCCUCGCCCCGCACCAGUCCCUCCUCAACGCCCGGCUGCAGACGUCGCAGGCCCGCAACGCCCUCCUCGCCGACGAGGUCCGCCGCCAGCGCGCAGAGGUCGAGGCCCUGCUCGCCCGCCUCGAGGCCGCCGUCGACGACGUCCACGGCGCCAACACCGCCCUCGGCGCCGUCGCGGAGGAGCUCGCCGCCGAGUCGAGGUCCGCCAACGUUUGA
This is a messenger RNA of Purpureocillium lilacinum, 855 nucleotides long. RefSeq lists its product as uncharacterized. The record is from RefSeq and is a predicted model, not a curated record. Gene Ontology annotation, biological process: chromosome segregation. Lineage: Eukaryota; Fungi; Ascomycota; Sordariomycetes; Hypocreales; Ophiocordycipitaceae. Gene Ontology annotation, cellular component: MIS12/MIND type complex.